GUCAUUUGAGUGACAACAUGGGAGGGCAAAAAGGGCAAAAAGGAUAACCUGCCAGAUUGCCACCAAUCAUAUGAAGCAAAACAGUGGGUCUAAGCACCGUUUCUCUUUUUCAUUCACCUGAAAUUUGUGGCGCGUGCUGCGUUUCUCCGCUUCUUCAGGCUCCUCCCAUGGCUGCCAAUCGAUGGUUGAGGCCCGAGGUUUAUCCUCUGUUCGCUGCUGUAGGUGUAGCUGUGGGGAUUUGCGGAUUCCAGCUGGUGCGAAACAUUUGCUUCAAUCCUGAAGUCAGGGUGAACAAGGAAGGCAGGGCUGCAGGCGUGCUGGAGAAUCACGCCGAGGGUGAAAAGUAUGCCGAGCAUUCCCUCAGAAAGUAUGUUCGGAAUAAAAAUCCUGAGAUCAUGCCUUCCAUCAACCGCUUCUUUACCGACUCAAAAUGAAGCCUUCUUGUGAUUACAAGCAAUUUGCAUGUGUUCUGGCUGAGUGUUGUAUUGUAUUGUGGUUGGAGAUGAUGCUCCGUCUACUUGAGGAUGUCAACUGAACAUCCCCAUAACCAGAGAAGCAGCUGUAUAUGGCUGCAGUUGUGUUAAAACCAAGCAAGCACCUGUUUCAUAAAUUUAAGUGUAAUGCAAGACCUCGUGUGUGUUUAAAUGGUAUUGCAGGAGAAGGCUUAAGCAUCAAUAAAAUCUCCCAGAUGCUUGGAUUUUUCUC
Malania oleifera is the source of this 705-nucleotide messenger RNA. RefSeq lists its product as uncharacterized. The record is from RefSeq and is a predicted model, not a curated record. Lineage: Eukaryota; Viridiplantae; Streptophyta; Magnoliopsida; Santalales; Ximeniaceae. Bases 168 to 434 code for a protein of 88 amino acids. The transcript is spliced from 3 exons.